Molecule: messenger RNA, 1464 nt
Organism: Nicotiana tabacum (common tobacco)
Lineage: Eukaryota; Viridiplantae; Streptophyta; Magnoliopsida; Solanales; Solanaceae
Product: serine--glyoxylate aminotransferase
Cellular component (GO): peroxisome
Molecular function (GO): L-serine:pyruvate transaminase activity; L-alanine:glyoxylate transaminase activity
Source: RefSeq, a predicted model, not a curated record
UUAUAAGAGAUUGUAUUUGUUGCUUUGGACUUUUCAUAUUGCCUUUCCUUUGCUUCUCUGCUCUGCUCUGUUCUGAGCCAUUUAUAGUUAUUUAACUGCAUUCCAGGCAUUAGUUGAAAUCUCAAGGGGGAGAAGAUGGACUAUGUUAAUGGACCUGGAAGAAACCAUUUGUUUGUUCCGGGACCUGUUAAUAUCCCGGAACAAGUUCUCCGUGCGAUGAACCGGAACAACGAGGAUUACAGAUCCCCAGCUGUUCCAGCUCUCACAAAGGUCUUGCUUGAGGAUGUCAAGAAGAUUUUCAAGACAACUAGUGGAACUCCAUUUCUGAUCCCAACUACAGGAACUGGUGCAUGGGAAAGUGCACUCACAAACACGUUGUCUCCUGGUGAUCGCAUUGUAUCUUUCCUCAUCGGUCAGUUCAGUCUGCUUUGGAUUGAUCAACAGAAACGUCUCAACUUUGAUGUUGAUGUUGUUGAGAGUGACUGGGGCCAAGGUGCAGACCUUGAAGCUUUAGCCUCCAAAAUCGCAGCUGAUAAGUCGCAUACUAUUAAGGCGAUUUGCAUUGUGCAUAAUGAGACAGCCACUGGAGUUACCAACAACUUGGCUACUGUAAGGAAAAUACUCGAUCACUACCAGCAUCCUGCUCUCUUACUUGUUGAUGGAGUGUCCUCAAUUUGUGCACUUGAUUUUCGCAUGGAUGAAUGGGGCGUUGAUGUGGCGCUUACUGGUUCGCAGAAAGCACUUUCCCUUCCCACCGGACUCGGGAUAGUCUGUGCUAGUCCCAAGGCUCUUGAGGCCGCCAAAACUGCAAAAUCAGUGAGAGUUUUCUUUGACUGGAGUGAUUACCUUAAGUUCUACAAGAUGGGAACUUAUUGGCCAUAUACUCCUUCAAUCCAACUUUUGUAUGGACUCCGAGCUGCUCUCGACCUUCUUUUUGAGGAAGGUCUCGAAAAUGUUAUUGCAAGACACGCUCGCCUGGGCAAAGCAACAAGACUUGCCGUGGAGGCAUGGGGAUUGAAGAACUGUACUCAGAAGGAGGAAUGGUUCAGUGACACCGUCACAGCUGUGGUUGUUCCUCCAUAUAUCGAUAGUGUUGAAAUCGUGAAAAGGGCAUGGAAGCGAUACAACUUAAGCUUAGGUCUUGGCCUAAACAAAGUGGCAGGAAAGGUUUUCAGAAUAGGACAUCUUGGCAACUUGAAUGAGUUGCAACUACUGGGAUGUCUUGCUGGAGUGGAAAUGGUACUUAAGGAUGUUGGUUAUCCAGUGAAGUUUGGUAGUGGAGUUGCAGCUGCUAGUACUUUCCUCCAAAAUUCCACUCCCCUUAUCCCAUCCAGGAUUUAAUUCAAUUAUUAUAAGUAUACAAAAGCAAUGCUUGUAAUUAUUGUCACUUUUGUUCAUUGUCCAGAUACUGUUUGAGAAUACUUUUGUAAAAUUGCAGAAUUUGUUGUUUCUUUUUUCUUCUUU